Molecule: messenger RNA, 1344 nt
Organism: Morchella sextelata
Lineage: Eukaryota; Fungi; Ascomycota; Pezizomycetes; Pezizales; Morchellaceae
Exons: 1
Coding region: 1-1344 (447 amino acids)
Cellular component (GO): membrane
Source: RefSeq, a predicted model, not a curated record
AUGAGAUCACGAACCGCUCCGACACUUUUGUCGCUGCUAUUCACCCUUCUGCACACAUGCUCGUCAUCCCCAGUACCCUUCGCAAACCCUAUACCAGCGCCCCAGUCAGACUCACAAAGCUGUAACGCGAACCAGAUUGCCUGUGGUGGAGGAUCUAACCCUAAUCUCUGCUGUUCGUCUGCCCAAGUCUGCUGGUAUGCAGGACAGUGUGGAACUCCUUCCCAAGUGGGAUGGAACUACCUCACCACAACGAUCACUAGCGUCGGUGUUGUGACAACCGUAUACUCUGCGUCUUUUGCCGGCGCCUCUGUGUCUGCUGCGCCCACGACAACAUGGUCUUUGACCUACACCACCCCAGUUGCGAACCCGUCCGGAUCCGGAUCCUCGUCAAACUACAUCUACACCUCAGGCGCAUUCACUCCCCCAACCCGGCCCACCGAGUCUUCCAAUGGCGGUGUCAUUGGCGGUGAUAUCUCUGGAUCCAAGAUCCUGGUUCCCUCCGUCACCGGCACAAACACUUUCAUGGUUCCUGUAGCAACUGGAGAUCUUGGAUACGGUGGUGUAGUCGGUGGUAACUCUGGCGGUGGCGGUGGGUUGACCGGUGCGCAGAUUGGUGGUAUUGUUGGUGGUAUCUUGGGCGCGCUUUUCCUGCUUGCACUGCUAUUGCUUUGCUGCUGCUUGAAGAAGGGUGGUGGCGGCUUCGCUGGUUUGUUCGGUAACAAGCACAGGCACGAGACUGUCGCUGUCGAUGAGUCCCACAGCAGCUACAGCAACGGCAACGGAUAUGGUAGCGCAGCCGCUGGUGCCGCCACCGGUGGCCUUCUCGGUGCAUUAUGGGGCAGGAGGAAGACGACCACGACAACAACCACCACCACCCACCAGCAAGGCCACCACUCUGCUUCCCACGGCGCUCAAUACGGCGGUUACUCUGGCAGCCACGGCGCUGUUGGUCACGGUUCAUCCGGAGUGGUUCAACACAGUUAUCACUCUAGCAGCGGUCAGCAUGGUGGUCAACACGGAGGUCAGCACGGUGGUGGUGGAUUUGCGGCAAUGAUGGGUGCAGCUGCUGCGGGUCUGACAUCAAUCUUCAUUACCAAGAAGACGCAAACCCACCACAUGAGCGAGAAGCACUCCACAACCUCUUCAGACUCGUACGAUUCCGAGUACAUUUCUGAAACGGCCAGUCAGACUGGUAGCUCGACCAGCUCUACCUCCUCGAGUAGCUCCAGCUCCAGCAGCAGCUCCAGCAGCAGCAGUUCUGGUUCGGGGCACCCUGGGGGCUCGCACCACCCCGGACAUCACCCAGGACACCAUGCAGGACACCACCCCGGGCAGCAUCGGUAG